Heterobasidion irregulare TC 32-1 is the source of this 891-nucleotide messenger RNA. RefSeq lists its product as uncharacterized. Gene Ontology annotation, molecular function: structural constituent of ribosome. Lineage: Eukaryota; Fungi; Basidiomycota; Agaricomycetes; Russulales; Bondarzewiaceae. Gene Ontology annotation, biological process: translation. The record is from RefSeq and is a predicted model, not a curated record. Gene Ontology annotation, cellular component: mitochondrial small ribosomal subunit; ribosome. The transcript is spliced from 2 exons. The coding region runs from base 1 to 891 and encodes 296 amino acids.
AUGCGCUGUCCCGCACAAGCAGCCUCUGCAGCCCGCCGUCUCGCUUCGCGCCCGCUGCGCCAUGCACAGACGCGCCCGCUGACCACAGACGCCCCGCGCCUCGCGUCCGAGGAAGACUGGACGGCGUUCCAGCAGCAGCGCGCGGACCGCAAGUCUCUGAUCGAGCACCUGAGCGCGUUCGGCUCCGCGCAGACGCGCGACAACACCUUCCAGCCGCACCACUCGCUCGCGCGCCCGCCGCCCCCAAAAGACCUCACUCUCUCCGCCCUCCUCGCCGCCGGCGCGCACCUCGGCCACUCGCGCGCGCUCCUCAACCCCAACUUCGUGCCCUACGCGUACGGCACCCGCGCCGGCGUCACCGUCAUCGACCUCGAGCGCACCCUCCCCAUGCUCCGCCGCGCCGCCGCCCUCGUCCGCGCCGUCGCCGCCCGCGACGGCACCGUCCUCUUCGUCGGCACCCGCCCCGACCUCCGCGCGUGCGUCCGCCGCGCCGCCGCGCGCCUCGGCCCCCAGGGCUUCCACGUCGGCGAGAAGUGGCUCCCGGGCACGCUCACGAACCGCAUCCAGUUCUUCGGCCCAGACGUCGCCCGCGCGGAGCGCGUCACCCCCGACCUCGUCGUCUUCCUCAACCCGAUCCCGAACCUCCACGCCAUCCGCGAGUGCGCGAUCGAGCACGUGCCCACCGUCGCCAUCAUCGACACCAACGUCGACCCGCGCAUCGUCAUGUACCCCAUCCCCGCCAACGACGAGAGCACCCGCGUCGCGGAGCUCAUCGCCGGCGUCCUCAGCAUCGCCGGCAGGGAGGGCGUCGCACUCAAGGAGGAGGCCGAGGCCCGCAGGGAGGAGCAAAGGCAGCGCAGGGCGAGGCACGUCUCGCUCACGUACACAUAG